GACGUGGUUUACCCUAAAGCACGACAAAGGGCGUCGGAGAUCUUCUUUCGGCAGGCGUUCUGUGUGCGUCGUCGUCGCGUGCUGCUUGUUGCGAACCCUCCACCGCCUCCUCCUCGCACACCAAACUUUGCCCACUAUUCUCAAAGCUUUUCACGAUGGGGAAGACGCGGGGUAUGGGAGCUGGACGUAAACUCAAGAACCACCGCAGGGCUCAGUUGUGGGCUGACAAGUCUUACAAGAAGUCCCACUUGGGUAACGAGUGGAAGAAGCCCUUUGCUGGUUCUUCUCAUGCCAAGGGCAUCGUCCUUGAGAAAAUCGGUAUUGAGGCUAAGCAGCCCAACUCUGCUAUCCGUAAGUGUGCUAGGGUCCAGCUUAUCAAGAACGGAAAGAAGAUUGCUGCUUUCGUGCCCAACGAUGGUUGUUUGAACUACAUCGAGGAGAACGAUGAAGUGCUUAUCGCCGGAUUCGGUCGUAAGGGACAUGCCGUCGGAGACAUUCCUGGAGUCCGUUUCAAAGUGGUUAAGGUAUCUGGUGUGUCACUCCUUGCGCUCUUCAAGGAGAAGAAGGAGAAGCCACGAUCAUAGAGAAUCAAUUAGGGACUACUUUUUGAUCUGUAGUUGGUUGAGGCUGUCUGCAGUCGGGUAACCUUAUUUUCAGUUUGUCACAACCUUUCAAUGGAAUGAGCAAGCUGAUGAGCCAAUUUGAUCGGCCUUCAAUUACAUACAAUCAUGAUUCGAACACUGGUUCAGUAAUUAUGAUCGUAGCAACUGUCGUGUACAAGUCGUGAAACGUGUGAUAAUGGCCAGCUGACGUACAGUGAUUGGCCACUAUUUUCUAUCCUCAUUUAUUUUUACACAGUAUUUUAAAACUUAAA
Molecule: messenger RNA, 874 nt
Organism: Physcomitrium patens
Lineage: Eukaryota; Viridiplantae; Streptophyta; Bryopsida; Funariales; Funariaceae
Product: small ribosomal subunit protein uS12
Biological process (GO): translation
Cellular component (GO): small ribosomal subunit; ribosome
Molecular function (GO): structural constituent of ribosome
Source: RefSeq, a predicted model, not a curated record